AGUUGUCUCAAGCCCCCGCAUUUACAAAGAAUACUUGAAUAAUGUAAUUUAAGAUUUGUUCACUAAUGAAAUAAUGAUAAGCGACAAUAUAAACUAAUUCUAAUGUGUGAAAUUUAGAUAAGAUAUUUUAGAAUUCGCACAUCACGAUGGAAAACAUAUAUGAUGAUUUGGAGAAUUAUGAAGAAGCCAACAUAAUUGAAGACCUUAAAAAUGAAAAUAGUGAAUUGAAGAAGAAACUUGAACAAUAUUCCAGCACUAUAAAUCAACUACAAAUUAACAUUUUUCAGGAUUUUGAAAACCUUAGUUCUGAAUAUAAAAAAUUAGAACUUAAUUAUUCAUCGCUGCUGAAAACUGCUAGAGCAGAAAUAGAGAGAAAGACAAAUAUGAUCACACAGUUAAAUUUGGAGAAAGACAUGAUGGUAAUUCAAGCAUUUCAAAAUAAAGGAAGACAAUGUUUUAGGAAAGUAACAUAUAAUAACAAGACAACGUCUAAGAAUACUGAUAUUGACAGCAGGCCCAAAACUGAGGACAUUCAUUGUAAAAUGGUUGGAAAACGAAAAUCAGGACAUCUGUGUACAAUGGAUAUAAAAGAAAAUGUUUUGGAUAGUAAACAGAAGACUUGCUCCAAAAACAUCCCAAAUUUCAAGGAAACAAUUCCUAGCCAAUUUAAAAAUAGACGUGACGAAGAACACGUUCACUUACCAAAGGAGCUAAGACUAAGAGACGAUGAAGCCUUAGACAAGAAAAGUAAAAACUCUGACACCAUUGAAUUCAAACCAUUAUAUCACAACGCGUCCGUCUCGACCAGGAGCGACAACGAUAGACAUAGCGAUUACCUCUAUCGACAGAGAGAAAAAGCGCGACAUAGACGGAACAGUCCUCAAAGAAUUUCGCGUCACAGAUCCAGAAGUCCACCCGCCGAUAGAUUUAGUCGACAUAAAAGUCACGACAUACGAAAACUGUACAACGAUUUAGAACAUUCGGCCCAUCAGGAUAGAAUUCCAGUCAAUCAGAUCGAACAACCUGUUCUCAAACACAAGGUACUGCCACAUUCUGAAGAACCAAGUCAAAAAAAAAUUCGCGUCGAUUCAUAUGGAACAUAUGCUGGUACGGAAAAAAUCUGCGGAGAUUCAGAACUAAUAAGCUUCAGUGCAGCUUUAACGGAGCCCGAGGACCCUUUCGGAUCGUGCCAAUCGCCGGAUUAUUUGUACUGUGAUGCCGAUCAUUCAUCGAUUAAAGAAAUCAUUCACACGGCUACUACACCACAGGCCGAUCCCAGAAUAACUAGCAAGAAAUAUAUUGUACGAGCCGAAAACGGCAAAGAAGUUUUGAAGUGCAACUCCACUAGUGAAAUUUAUUUACAAAGAGUUAACCCGUCACUUUGGGGUAUUCCGAAAGUAAUUAUUCCAGAUGCGCUACUGCAAAAACCGCCUUCGGUUCAAUGUCUUCAAGAUAAUCUGCAAACUUAUUCAGAAAUUAAUAGUAUUGGUUUGUCUACCUCCUUAAAUCAAACACGAGACGAUCGCAAUUCGUCAAACGCCAAAGUAAAUUCUAACGGAUGUUUAACUAAAACCAGUUCAAAAGCAUCAGAAAUCCCCCAAGUGAAUAGCAGUCACUCAAGUAAACUUCCACAAUACUCCACAAACAAUGACGAUUUUUCAAGUGUGUUGACAAAUGCGUGUAAAAAUAAAAUGCCAUUUAUUAAUGACACGGAGCCACGCCAACUUGUCAGUUUAGGAACCGUCGAAGGAGACUUGCUGUUAAGUGACGAAGGCAGCGAUAAUGCAGAUAGAUCGUCCACCGCCGAUAACACCACUAUAAUCAAAAUUAAAAAUACCGAGUCGGUUAAAAAUACAUUCACAUUUCAAAGUUCAUCUAAUUCCGGUGAAAAUAAAAUGAUAACAAAUAAAAAUGAAGAAUUCGAUAGUAAAAUUCCAGUAGAUCAAGAAAACCAUUUUAAGAAUCUCCCUGAGACAGAAAUACCGUCUAAAGAUUCGCUCAAAUCUCUUCAAAAUGAAAAUAAUGGAAGUACAAUCGAUAUCAUCUCUCAAAACGCAGCUCUUUCGUUGGAGAGCAAUAAAGCAGAAAAAAGCCUUUCAAAUAAGGAAACAUCCCAUUUAGGCAAAAAUUCAACUUAUAAUGUUGAAUUGGAUCAAGUAUCAGACAAAAAUAAAUCUGUUAACAAAGUUAAAGUAAACGUUGAAAUCCAUAAGGUCCCGCUCGAUUUACCCGGUAAACUUAAAAGCGAGCCAGGAAGCGAAGAUUAUACUGAUACGAGCACUAAACUUGAAAAACCUAAAAAAUACCAAGAGCCUAAACGUAGACAAUGUCCAGAAAAGAGUGACAAACAAAGUAAAGGAUAUAUUAGUAACAAAAAACAUAAAAAAAAGAAACUAGGCGAAACAAAAUUUAAGGAAUGUGACAAGAGUUCUCUGAAAAACACAAAGAUACAGGUCGACACCAUCGCACCGGAUAGUCAUAGGAAGUUUUGCGACUUAUUUGGAGAAAGCAGCAAUAGUCUGAUAAUGCCUGAGGAUUUAGGUAUUCGAAGCGGAGCAGCCGCCGAGAGCCAGAAGAUUAAAUUUGCAUCUAUUUGUAACGAUACGCAGAAUGCUGUCGAUCAUGUUGAAAACGAUCCAAACCCAGGUCCCGGUCUCAUUAAAGAAAGCACUGUGGACACGCGUGUCGACGUCAAUGUGACCGCAGGUGAACACUUAACAAAUGGUACAGUCAUUUGCUCGCUGCAACUCACUACUCAAAGACCAGAAAAGGCCAAUUUGUUCGAAAACAUAAAACCAGCCAUAUCCACGGACAGUCCAGACGUCGUCAUCAUCUCGACGGGAGUUCAAUCUAAGCUUCUUGAGGGCGAAAUCGACGGAGACAUUUCGAAAAACGUCUCUAUUGACAACGCGCGUCCUCUCACGGCACUGGCGACAUCUACCCCCCUCAAAGAUCAAAAGUGCAUUCCGGCGAGUCGAUCCGUCAAAGAUACCGUUCCGGACGAGGCUGGAGACGUCCCCGACGUGAGGAUUUUCGUCAAACGGCGAAGGAAAAUAAAGAAUCUCUAGCCGAGUCGUCGUUCGUCCGUUCCGACUGUCGGAUCGGUGACGUGACAACAUAUAACGUCGACGACGACAUCGAUGGCGUCGCGGGGUCGACUUCGGCUCUACUCUUCUAUAACAAAUCUUGCGAACCGCGUCUUGUCUCGACCGAUUAUGUCCCCGUAUUGUCUUUUCUACCAUCGUGACGGAUGUCGCUAAUAUCUACAUGGGUAGAUGUAACGGUACAAAAAUAACAAUUGAGCUUUUUGCGGAUUUAUUCCUAUUCAUUAAUAGGAAUAAAUCCGCAAAAACCGGAUCAAUGGAUCAAGAGCAUGAUCUGAGCAAGUCUGCUAAUCGUCAAAAUGGUAUGUCGAUUCUGCUAACGAAUGCCAUCGCGCACUCUGUUAUUAUUUAGCAUUAUAUUGGUUAAAACUAUUCCGAGUUUCACUUUUUAGUUACUUCUCAAUGUUUGUGUAACAUAGUGGAAAAUAUUAAUAUAUGAUGAUAAAAAUAUAA
This is a messenger RNA of Pieris brassicae (large cabbage white), 3557 nucleotides long. RefSeq lists its product as uncharacterized. NCBI's taxonomy places the organism in Eukaryota, Metazoa, Arthropoda, Insecta, Lepidoptera, Pieridae. The coding region runs from base 147 to 3068 and encodes 973 amino acids. The transcript is spliced from 7 exons. The record is from RefSeq and is a predicted model, not a curated record.